AUGACUGGCUACUUGGCCCGGGAGGUUCUUCAAGUUGGAGAACAAAACGGCUUUGCACCAGAGCAAGUGCUGGAUGACCUCGUCGCAUCGCUGGAUACAAAGUCAUAUCCGAUGUACCACCGCCUUUUGCAGGCAUGCAAAAGUCGAGUCUGCGAGGCUGUCCUCCACUGCGUACAAGUCGAGCCGUGGGCGCAGAUGGUGAGGAAGUCCUCCCGGGGACUGUCGAGAAUGACAGUCAGAGACUGCGAGUACUUCUUCACCUCUACACCAAAGAUGUCCCCUCCCACGCUGUCGUUGUCCACACCAAACAGAUGUGCAGGCUUGUACCAGGCGAUAUAUGAAUCGCUAUCUGCAAGGGUUGCCAGCGGAUUACGAGGAUGUUUUUUGCAUCUCUCCUCUGAGGUGAACCUUUUGAACUAUGCAUUUUUACACUAUGCAUGGGAUAAGAGGGUCGAUAGAGCCAACAAGGGGCAUUAGAAAAAGUUGAACGUCGACCCGAAGUCUUAAAAAAGAAAAUUUAAAUAAUUUUGAAAAAAUAAUUGAAAACCUUUUCGCGGUAAAUCACCUGGUUAUCCCCCAUAUGACCCCCUAAAACCAUCAAAGUGCCUCCUGUCUUCUUAUGCAAUUGAAAACAUGUGUUUGUAAAAAAAAAUUCCUCAAAAACCAUUUAUUUGGACCCUUUCGAAGGUAAGUUUGUUAUAACUUUUAAUAAUUAUAUGCUUUUAAGCAACCCGAGUCAGCAAUGGAAUGGUGUUCUAUUACAAAAGGAACUUAAAAGGUCAUGAAUAUCCAAUUUCCUGUAAUUUAAUAUUAAAAAAUGCACCUCUGACCUCUUAAUGAAAACUGGAUGAAAUUCGAAAAAAAUAAAAAUAAAAAAAUUCAAAAAAAUCCAAAAAAAUCUUUAUAAAUCCUAAUAUAAUUAGUUCAUCUAUUUUCUUUACAGAUUUAAUAAAAAUGUCACGAUUCCUUGUCAAUAACCCUAACCCUAGGCUUAUGGAACAAGAUGCUGCUUUGGAUGAGAUAGAUGUACACCACAUGGCAUUCAACAUACCUGUGGAUCAUGAAGGAACACUUGAUGUACUUAAAUCAUUUGGACAGUAGGUCGAUCCGACAUAGACCUCUACUGUAUUGUGUCUUGUCGAAUUGUGUUGCAUUUGUAUUUAAAAAAUCAUACUUUCUUUUUACAGGUUCUUACUUGCUCGAGGCCCAAGUCGGUGGCACCAACAUCAGUCAAUAUGCUGGGUGUGCUGGAUGCGCUACGAGACGUUGUUGACCAAAGUACCAUCACGUCAUUCACAGAGUUCGCCGAAAGGGAAGGGAAAACAGUUAAUGGUGCACUGCACUCAAAAAACAACACCUGUUUUUGCAUAAGUGGCGAAGAUCUUGAGGUACGGAUAACAAGGAAUUUUCCCAAGAUCGCCAAUCCUAUAGAGAUCUUCGUCUCUUACAGCGACAUCAGGUCAUAUUGGGUAGCAGGCUCAAGUUGAUGGCACCAACAUCAGCCAAUAUGCUGGGUGUGUUGGAUGCGCUACGAGACGUUGUUAACCAAAGUACCAUCAUGUGAUUCACCGAGUUCAGCGAAAGAGAAUGGAGAUAUGUAUUGUAUAUGUAUGUAUGUAUGUUUUCUCAAUAAUUUUGUGUUGUUUAAUAUAUCAUGCAAUUCAAACCAAAUCAGUUGCACACGCAGGACACAGCAGUAUAUAGCUACUAUAUGUUAGAUUUAUGAAAACGUAAAGACACAAGGAGUGCAUGAACAUCAUUAUAUUUAAUUUAUGUUCCAUCUGAGUGGUUUUAUGGACAAACUUUGUUAGUGACUUAAGAUCUAUACCUUCGAUAAGCUGCAAUUGUCUAAGAGCCACUUCUUAAGAGCAGAGUUAUAGAAUACAGUACAGCUAGCUAUUUCACAUUCACCCGAUUGGCGCGUUUGACGCCAGCUGACAGUUGAAAAUUUUGUCUCCGAUUGCUCAGCUGCCAGCCAAGCUGUACUAUAGUAUACUAUUUAUUAAAUAAAUGUGCGCAUUUCGGAGACUGGUUCUAGAAUGUUUUCAUAAGCAGAAAACCACCAAAAUUACAUUAAAUUUUCCGAAAAUCAUUCAAAUGCAUGUAAAUUCAUCUUCCCAAUGCAUACAGCUAGCUAUGCGACAGGUAAAUAAACGAGAAAAAAAAAUGUGGCAAAGAGAAAAAUCCAAAUUCGUUCACGCCCACUCUGGGAUGGAACUCACGAUCCUCAGCAUUUGCCUUGAGUGUUCUUCCCGCACGCCACCACGCCUUACAUGCAAUAUAUGUUAAUUUAUUGUAUAUAUACAGGUCAUUCUUAGCCAGCGCGAUUUAUGAUUAAAUAUGUACACCAUUGUAUACGGCCAAGGGUACAGUAGCAACCGAGCCAUAUCUGCUCUUACAAUACAAUACUUACAAUACAAUACAAUACUUACAAUACAUGUCUGGUAACUACAGACAGGAUUGGCUGAUAGCCGUAUUGCCGGCUGAUAGCCCCGAUGUAUUGUAGUAUACUGUAAUGAUAUUCAAUGACUUGUCCAUCUUCAUAUAAAUUCUGGUAGCUCCAAGCAAUUGGGCAUAUUUGUUUUAUUAAAAGUCUUGUGCUAUACAUGUUGGUUGUCUAUUAAAGUAUUACUUAUUAGUUGUCACACAAUAUAAAACAUGGUGUCAGGUGUGAAGAAUUCUUGUCUUAUUUGAAGAAGAUAGGAAGAUAUUAUGGCUGCAAAGGUCCCGCCACCUAAGGAGUUAAAUUUGGAUAACAAUGCAAAUAUAUCUGAAGCGUGGCGUAGGUGGAAAAGAGAAUUUGAAUUCUUCUUGGUCGCUACAGAGAGUGAUAAGAAAGUAGACAACAUAAAGACUUCAACAUUAUUGAUGUGCAUUGGCCAGAGAAGUAGGGAAGCAUACUAUAAUUUUAUAUUCGACAGUAAUUAAGAUAGCAUGAAAUAUAAAACAGUUAUUGAGCAAUUUGAUGCCCACUUUUGUCCUAAAUCGAACAUUACAUUCCAGAGAUGUAAGUUCUUUCAUGUAAAGCAACAAGAAAAUCAACGAAUCGAUGACUUUAUAAAUUAUCUUAAAACUAAAGCGCAAGAAUGCGAAUUUAAGGAAUUAACUCAAAGCUUGAUUCGAGAUAGAAUAGUGUGUGGUGUAAGCAAUUUGAAACUCCAAGAAAGGCUGUUAAGAGAGUCGGACUUGACAUUAGAUAGAGCAGUUCUUUUAUGUAAAGCUGAUGAAGACACUAGAAAACAAACAGAUGAAAAUCAAAAACAUACAGUAGACUCUGAUAAUAAAAUAGGGGCUGUUAAAGUUAAUGGUAAAUACAAGAGUAGAAAGCACAAUAAUUAAACACGAAACAAUACAAAAUACGAACAAAGGCCAAAAUCCAAAUAUUCCAACGAAACUAAAGGGUCAAAAUUUCCCAAAUUCAAGUCUUGUAGAUAUUGUGGUAAACUACAUGAUAGGGGACAAUGUCCAGCUUAUAGCAAAGUCUGUACAUCUUGUGGUAAAUCAAAUCAUUUUGUUGCUGUAUGCUUGACAUCAAAACGAGUGAAAGCAGUGCAUGUUGAAAAUGAAAAUGAGUCUACAGAGUCUGAGGAUAAUGAGUUCUUCAUAGGCUCAGUAAAAAUAGAGUCAAAACCGAACACAUCUGAAUUUAACAUCGACAUGGAUAAUCAGAAUGAAUGUCAAAAUAAGGAUAAAGAGAGUGUGGAACCAGGCACAAAUAAAACUGAAUAUUUCGUCAAUGUAGUUUUAUCAGAGACUGACCAUUCAAAUGACUGGAUCUUACCAUUACAGACAUCAGGCACAUAAAUAAACUUCAAAUUAGAUACAGGUGCACAAUGCAACAUAAUAUCAAGAAAGAUAUAUGACUGCAUACCAAAUAAACCUAAACUACAUGUAGCUAAGGACAAAGCUGACAAGUUAUGAUGGGGGCAUAGAUAUCUUAUAUAAACUAGAUAGCGCAUCUCUUUUAGUAAAAUUGAAGCCAAGAAUAUCCCAGCGGUUACCCCCAUUUGAAUAGAUGGUGGCCAUGUUGGAUCUUCCCACUCACUAAUAAACGCUUAAAAAAUAACAAUAACUUUCAUCAUUUGAAUAGUUUGAAAAUGUAUUUAUAAUAGGAUUAACUUAAUGUUUAAGUUCCCUGUUUAAGAAAUAGGAUACAUACGAAUCUUCUCAUUUCAUGGGAAGAUCCUGAGCCUGCAAUCACGGCUUCAAUUUUUGAAUUGCAGAAUAAUUAGAUGCGCUAUCUAGUGUAUAUAAGAUAUCUAUGGAUGGGGGCAAUAUUGAAAUAGAAGGAAAGUGCAUAGUUAGAAUAACUAAGCCUGAUGCACCUGGAAAGUCUUAUCCAAUACAAUGUUUUGUUGUGCCUACUGAACUACCGCCAAUAUUAGGUUUGGAAACAUGCACACGCUUAGGUCUAAUGAAAAGAGUAAUGCUGGUAAAACCUGCAACAACAGAUUACCUUGUAUGAAUAUGAUGAUAUUUUUGGAGAGAUAGGGGUAUUAAAUGGUGAACAUGAUAUUAAUCUAGACCCUUCAGUACCUCCUGUUAUAAACAAUCCUAGACAUAUUCCAUUUGGGCUUAAAGAAAAAGUAAGAAAUGAAUUUGAUAGGAUGGAAAGACUGGAAAUUAUUUUGAAAGUAGAAGGGCCAACAGAAUGGGUAAAUUCUAUAGUGGUUGUUGAAAAACCGAGUGGCUCUAUUAGAAUAUGUUUAGACCCAAAGAACCUAAAUGAGGCAAUUUUACGAGAAUAUUUUCCGAUGCAAACAGCAGAUGACAUUAUUGCAGAUUGCCGAUUAGCAUUUGGAGUGAAAAGUGCCUCCGAAGUGUUUCAACAAGUGUUUCAACGAAAAAUAAGUGAAAUAAUCGAAGGUCUUGAAGGUUGUAAGAACAACCAAGAUGAUAUUAUAAUUUGGGGUCACUCGAAAGAGGAGCAUGAUGAAAGGCUCAAAGCAGUUCUAGAUAGAAUUAGAGAAGCAAAUUUGAAAUUAAACAAAGAAAAAAUGUGUUUUUUGUGUGCAAGAAUUGAAAUUUCGUGGACACACUCUUACUGCAUGUGGGGUCAAACCAGAUGAAGUUAAGGUUCAAGCUGUUAUGGAAAUGCCAGUUCCUGAAAACAAAUCGGAUCUUCGUCGAUUUAUGGGCAUGGUUACUUACUUAGGAAAAUUCUUGCCUAAUUUAUCGACUGUUUCAGCGCCAUUAAGACACCUUUUACAAUAUGACAUAAAAUGGAAUUGGACUGAACAGCAUGAACCAGCAUUAGAGAGCAUAAAGAAACUAAUUACGCAAAGUCCAAUACUUAAAUACUUUGAUCCAAAAUUGGUUACCAUAUCAGUAGAUGCAUCAAAAACAGGUUUAGGCACAGUCUUACUCCAAAAACAUGGUGAUGACUGGUUUCCAAUUGCAUAUGCUAGCAGGGCCAUGACAAUAUAUAAGUGAACAAAACUAUGCACAAAUAGAAAAAGAAACACUUGCAGUAGUUUUCGGGACACAUAGAUUUCAUAAUUAUUUGUAUGGAAAACGUUUUAAGGUAGAAACUCAUCAUAAACCUCUUCAACCGAUUUUUGCAAAAUCAAUUAUCAAAGCACCCCCCAGAAUACAAAGGUUCCUUCUUCGAUUACAGAGGUAUGACUUUGAUGUAGAAUUUACUCCUGGCAAGUAUUGGCAUAUAGCCGAUACAUUAUCAAGAGCAUACUUGUCAAAAAUUUCAGAAUCCGAAAUACCUGAAGUUGAGUAUCAAAUACAUUAUGUUGUUUCAAACUUGCCAAUUUCAUCAGAGAAAUUUCAAGAGUUUAAACAAGAAACAUUGAAAGACCCAGUUUUACAAGAAGUGAUGAAUCUUGUCAGAAAAGGAUGGCCACCAUUAUUCUCCGAAUGCUCACCAGAAGCUAAAGCAUUUUAUCACAUUAAGGAAGAACUUUCAAUUGUCGACGGUGUGAUUCUUAAAGUGGAUAAAGUUGUUAUUCCGUUGUCAAUGAAGCGUGACAUGUUGAAACGUAUUCAUGAAGGGCAUAUAGGAAUUGAGAAAUGUAAGGCUAGAGCUAGAGAAGUGAUGUACUGGCAUCAAAAUGUAGUGUUUGUUUACAACAUAGCAAUCGUCAGCAGAAAGAACCACUCAUAUCAUAUAUUCCUUCUAGUCCAUGGGAAAAGGUUGGAUCAGAUCUGUUCCAUUGUCUUGGACAGAACUAUCUAGUUAUUGUAGAUUAUUACUCCAAUUCUCCUGAAGUUUGUUUGCGACAGGACACACAUAGUGCAACUGUGGUAAAACAUAUGAAAUCAGUCGGUAUGGCAUUCCCAAGACGAUUGUCAGUGAUAAUGGUCCUCAAUAUUCCAGUUUUCAAUUUCAGCAGUUUUGUAAGGAGUAUGAUAUGAAACAUAGUCCAAGUAGUCCAGAACAUCCCAAGUCAAAUGGGUUUGCUGAGAAUUCGGUUAAAACUAUAAAGAAAUUACUAAAGAAAGCAAAGAAAGCCAAUGAUGAUCCAUAUUUAGCACUGUUAUCUUAUCGUUCUACUCCUACAGCUGAUGGGUUACCAUCUCCAGCCGAGAGAAUGUUUGAAAGAAAGAUUAUAAAUCGCUUGCCGUCUUUUAAGCCGUUGGUGAAAAAUGAGAGCUUAUCGUUAAAGUUGCAACAGAAUAGAAUGAAGCAAAAAUUCUAUUAUGAUAAGAAUGCAACAGACCUUUGUAAACUUUCUCCUGGAUCAACUGUUCGUAUUCGACAAGGUGAUCAGAAAGAAUGGUCAACUAAGUGCAAGGUAGUUUGAAAUACGACAUUUCCAAGAUCGUAUGUUGUCGAAACUCCUUGUGGGAAUCAUCUUCAAAGAAAUAGAAAGGAUCUUUUGUUAACGUCAGAAACGUUUGAGGUUGAAACCGAUGUUGAUGUAGAUCCAAGCCCUCCUGUUCCGGUUUCUGAAGAAUUACCAGUGCAACAACGAGCUGUUGAAAAACAUGUAACUGGAUCUGGACGUGUUAGCAAACUGCCAUCAAGAUAUGUUCCAUAG
Messenger RNA from Paramuricea clavata, 6992 nucleotides. The record is from the annotation of a GenBank genome assembly. NCBI's taxonomy places the organism in Eukaryota, Metazoa, Cnidaria, Anthozoa, Malacalcyonacea, Plexauridae.